This is a messenger RNA of Trichechus manatus latirostris (Florida manatee), 939 nucleotides long. Its product is annotated as olfactory receptor 1013-like. NCBI's taxonomy places the organism in Eukaryota, Metazoa, Chordata, Mammalia, Sirenia, Trichechidae. Gene Ontology annotation, cellular component: membrane. The transcript has a single exon. Gene Ontology annotation, biological process: G protein-coupled receptor signaling pathway; sensory perception of smell. Gene Ontology annotation, molecular function: odorant binding; olfactory receptor activity; G protein-coupled receptor activity. Bases 4 to 939 code for a protein of 311 amino acids. The record is from RefSeq and is a predicted model, not a curated record.
GCAAUGGAAGAUAAAAAUUUCACCAAAGUGAAGGAGUUCAUACUUUUAGGGUUCAUAGUCGACUCGAGGUUACAGAGAGGGUUCUUUUUUAUCUUCCUCAUCAUUUAUGUCAUCAGUCUUUUAGGGAAUAUCACCGUGAUUUCUCUGAUCUGUGGUGAUUCACGGAUCCACACACCCAUGUAUUUCUUCAUUGGGAAUCUGUCAUUCCUGGAUCUCUGGUAUUCCUCUGUCUACACCCCAAAGAUACUAGUGACCUGCAUCUCUGAGGACAAAAGCAUCUCCUUCGCUGGUUGCCUGGCUCAGUUCUUCUUCUCUGCUGGACUGGCAUAUAGUGAGUGCUACCUGUUAGCUGCCAUGGCUUAUGACCGCUAUGUGGCCAUCUCCAAUCCCCUGCUUUAUUCCCAAGCUAUGUCUCCAAGGUUAUGUACCAGUCUUGUUGCAGCUUCAUACUUUGGUGGCUUUGUUAAUUCAACGAUCAUCACCAGUGAAACAUUUACCCUGAACUUCUGUGGCAACAAUAUCAUUGAUGAUUUCUUCUGUGAUCUUCCCCCACUUGUGAAGUUGGCGUGUAAUGUGAAUGACAGUUACCAGGCUAUGCUAUCCUUCAUACUUGCCACCAAUGUCAUUACUCCCACCGUGCUCAUUCUUGCCUCCUACCUCUUCAUCAUCGCCGCCAUCUUGAAGAUCCACUCUGCCCAAGGACGUUUCAAGGCCUUCUCCACUUGUGGCUCUCACCUGACAGCAGUCACCUUGUACUAUGGCUCCAUUCUCUUCAUUUACUCCCGGCCAAGCACUAGCUAUGCCUUGGAACGGGAUAAAGUGGUGUCAGUGUUCUAUACUGUGGUGUUUCCAAUGUUGAACCCCUUGAUCUAUAGCUUAAGAAAUAAAGACGUGAAAGAUGCCUUGAAGAAAAUGUUAGACAGAGCAAAGUUUUCUUAA